AUGGACGGUGAAAACAUGACUCAGACCAGGGCGUCUACUCGGACGCGCAUCCCGCAGGGACUCCGGGAGGCCAGCUCCGCAACUACGAACUCGCGCUCCGGCAUCAUGCCACCAGGAUCGAUCGCGAGCAAGGCGAUGAGCAUGUCGCGUAUGGAAGACAUGGAGCCCAUGUUACGACAAGAGCUGACAACCCCUGAAGCAACUCGUCCCAAGACAGCGAACCCAGAAACGAAGAGACCAGGCUCCGUCACCCGACAGCCCACCACCAAGGCGCAUACCCGGGGCAAUUCGUACGCAUCAUCAACCACGUCCCGAUCCACCACACCUGCGUCGCGCGCCGCGAAUGGUCCCUUCUCAUCCACAGUCGGCCCCGGCUCCCGCCCCCCCUCUGCCAUGUCCCGACCCCAAGCAUCCUUCAACGGGCGCAGACCUGUCGGCGCAUCGAUUCCGCGCGCAGCGAGCGCAUUGGAUACCCAUAUGGAAGACACAUCCCCAAGUGUACUGGGAAAACGAAAGGGCCCCGAAUGGGAUCAAGACUCCCGCGAACGCAAUAUGGAGGAAUUGAUGCAGACAUUCAUGACCCGUAUGAACCAACAAGGUCAAGCAAGUUCUGGCCUCAAGGAGACUGUUGAGGUGUACAAGACAAGGAUCAAUGAACUUGAAACUUCUCGCGAUAGCCUCAAAGAACUUAACGUCACACAACGUGUGGAGCUGGAGUCUUUGCGAAAUCAGCUACAAACGGCAGAGCACGUUCUGAAAGAGGCCAAGCGAGACCAAGAAAUCGCAAUGGACGACCUCGACCGACGCCAGCGCAUUGAAAUGGAAUCAAUCCAACAAGACAACAAGAAGGCGAUGGAGGCGAUCAGCUCUCGACAUCAAGAAGAGGUCCGUGAACUAAAAAGGCAGUUCGACCGCGAAAUUGAGGAUGAAAAGGCCGCCCGAGUACGAGCUCUCGGCCAGCUUACUUCCCAAUCUGCUCUGGAUACUCAAAAGUCGCAAAUCGAAUUGGAGCGCAAGGAUCGGGAACUCAAGACAUUGAACAUUGAGCUACAACAGUUGAAAGAAGACCUAGCUCGUGAACGGAAAUCUGUCCAAGACCUCAAACAAAACCUGGAUAUCGCAAGCAGUAACAGCGUCACUCUGGAGUCGUCCAUCCGGGCUCUCAAGGCACACAUCGAGUUCCUUGAGGGUGGAAGAGAAGAGCAGUCUAAAGCCUUUGAACGGUCCAACCAGCAGAUGAUGGACGCACUUGCUGAGACAGAUGCUAUCAGGGAGAAGUUGCGUAGAGAGGAGACCCUGCGUCGCAAACUUCACAACCAAGUGCAGGAACUGAAAGGCAACAUCCGUGUGUUCUGCCGUGUUCGUCCUUCGCUCAAGAGUGAGCCUGCUUCCCAGCUCACUCUCAUGCAAUACCCCGACGAAGCCGAUGAUGCCAAGGAGAUCAAUAUCCUGGGACCCGAGGAAAAGACCAGCCUUGGAACGGUCAGCCGCAAGAACAAUACCUUCUCCUUUGAUCGCGUGUUCAAUCCAACCACCCAAAACGCCGAGGUUUUCGAUGAAAUCAGUCAGCUUGUCCAGAGUGCUCUCGAUGGAUACAAUGUUUGCAUUUUCUGCUAUGGCCAGACUGGUAGUGGUAAGACCCACACAAUGUCAUCGGCUGAUGGCAUGAUUCCCCGUGCUGUUCACCAGAUCUACGAGACCGCCCAGGGCCUGGAGGAGAAGGGUUGGCGGUACUCAAUGGCAGGCAACUUUGUCGAAGUUUACAACGAGAACCUCAACGAUCUCCUCGGUAACCCCGAUGAGUUGGACAAGAAGAAGCAUGAGAUCCGUCACGACAUGCAGCGGGGAAAGACCACCAUCACUGACAUUACCACCGUCGAUCUCGACUCGCCCGAGAUGGUAGAGUCCAUCCUCAAGAACGCUGAUGCCAACCGCUCAGUGGCAGCUACCAAGGCCAACGAGCGCUCAUCCCGGUCGCACUCAGUCUUCAUUCUCAAGCUCACCGGUGUCAACCACAUCACCGGCGAACGAAGCGAGGGCACUCUCAACUUGGUUGACUUGGCAGGAAGUGAACGCCUGAGCCACAGCGGAGCCACAGGCGAGCGCUUGAAGGAGACGCAAAACAUUAACCGCAGCCUCAGUUCUCUGGGCGAUGUGAUUUCAGCCCUUGGCCAAGGCAAAGAGGGAGGUCACAUCCCAUACCGAAAUAGCAAGCUUACCUACUUGCUUCAGUUCUCACUAGGUGGAAACUCCAAGACACUCAUGUUCGUCAUGGUCAGCCCUCUCCAGGCGCACAUGUCGGAGACCUUGACCAGCUUGAAAUUCGCCACCAAAGUACACAACACCCACAUUGGCACUGCCAAACGACAGGCGCGCGUCCGUGACGCUUGA
Molecule: messenger RNA, 2391 nt
Organism: Penicillium arizonense
Lineage: Eukaryota; Fungi; Ascomycota; Eurotiomycetes; Eurotiales; Aspergillaceae
Product: putative kinesin family protein (KlpA)
Exons: 5
Coding region: 1-2391 (796 amino acids)
Biological process (GO): microtubule-based movement
Molecular function (GO): microtubule binding; microtubule motor activity; ATP binding
Source: RefSeq, a predicted model, not a curated record